Messenger RNA from Ectocarpus sp. CCAP 1310/34, 3254 nucleotides. NCBI's taxonomy places the organism in Eukaryota, Phaeophyceae, Ectocarpales, Ectocarpaceae. The record is from the annotation of a GenBank genome assembly.
AUGCAGCUCGUGCUGCGGUCGGCGUCCUUGCACCCCCCGCCGACCACGAGCCUCGACGCCGCCGCGUCCUCCUCUUCCGGCGCAACCGCUAGCGUCGUGGCCUCCGAGCUCAUGGCCGUCAGCGCGGGCCUCGAUCUCGCCAUGCUGUGCGGGAGCAACACCAUUCGCGCCGUCAGCCUCAUGGACGUUCCCGACGCAGCGGCUCAUGCUCCCAGCAGCAGCAGUAGCAUCAGGACGCCAUCAUCAGCACAACAACGGCGCGUAGACGACCCGUUCCACACCGUGUCCUUCUCCGCGGACUGCGCGCCGAGACCAGGGGACGACAUCAUCCCCAGCGACUCCAUCCCGCCCAAGACCCCCAUCAAGGGGCUACAGUUCUCCCCCUCCGGCCACAGCCUGCUUAUCUGGGGCGAGAGCUAUGUCGCGGUUGCACGCCUCCCGCGCGCCGCCCGCACCACGAGCGGCAGCAACCCUACGCACGGGGUACCGCCGGCGACGCCCUUCUUCUCCCCGCCUCGGGAUCUAACUGUGAGCGACCGGUGGCCGGGGAUGGCGGAUGGCAACGGCAGCAGCGGUGACAAGAGCGCUAGGUGGAAGUGGACGCUGGUGGACAUGUCCGGGUACGCCGUGGACGUGAUGAGGCAGAGGAUCGUGCACGCCGCCUGGCACCCGGCAAGCGACGGGUGCGUGACACUGCUGACCGCCGGGAAGGACGACGUCUACGUGGCCGUCGCCGGGGUCGGGGCCAAGGCGUUCGUCAUGCUGCACGUGCCGGGCCGAGAGCGGCCGGAGCAGGUGUUGCCUAUCCCCGACGGGCCGAACGUGUCUCCGCCCGUCGCGCUGGCCCACAGCCACUGCCCCGGCUGGCAGCGCUUCACCAUUUGGAUCGCGAGGAAGGAUGGUUCGGUGGGCGCCCUGUGCCCUGUGGUGCCGCAAACCGCGAAGGUCGAUAGCGAGGAGCUGGUCGGGCUGUGGUCGGCCACGUGUGACACUUUGGUAGCUGCGCGAUGGGAUCAGGCACAUCACAGCGGGACGGACAGUCAGCAACAGAGCGCUCUGGACGAAGAGGUGGCACGGCUGGAGCAGCAGAAGGCGUGGCUCAGGGAAACGUUCAGCCACGUGUUCGAUGGACAGGACGAUGAUGGCACGGCGACAACGGUCCCAGGAGGGGGAGCGUUGGUAGCCCGAACCCCUCGCCACCUCGUGCUCCAGGACCGCAUCCUUGCUGGGAGGACCGGCGAAAACGCCGGCGCCGCGUGCGGCUUGGCCGUGCUCCAGGGAGUGGGCGGUGGGGCGGGGGGGGAUGCCGCGGAGGCGGCAGCCGCCCCGCCGCCGGUGGUGCUGGCGGUGGCGUACAGGGAGGGGUGGGUGGACAUCGCGCUGGUGCCGGCGGGCGUCAGUCCCAGGUGGUCCGAACGCGCCGGCCAGCGCGUCUCGUGCGCCGCCGCCGCGGCCGGGGGGGCGGAAGAGACAUCGGGGGCCGUCCUGGAGAGCCUGGAUCUGGCCGAGCGCGUGGAGGACAAGACCGCCAGGAGGAGGCAGGGACUAUCGCUCUCGGCGGGGGGGUCGGCGUCGUGGACGCUCCUGGCCGCCACGCCGUGCAGGGUGGUCUCUGUCACGGUGAAGUGGGCGGGUCGCAUCCAGAGGGCGACGGAGCGCGCGAGGGAGCGCGCCGCCCAGGAUCGACCGGGAACGAGCAGCAGUUCCGGCAGCGGCCGCCUGGACGGAGAUCUGCGAGCGGUGUUGCGCGAGCGGCCGGACUCCCAAGUCAACGAGGUUCUCUUUGUGCCCCGUUGCUCGUCCGGGCGUAUCGUAGGGGUUGUCCCCGUCGACAGUCCCAUCGUCGGGCACUUGGCGAUGGCGAGGCUGGCCGGGGGGCAUGUGGAGAUGGUCAACGUGGGCGUCAUGACCCUGCAGGCCACAGAGGUUGCCUCCGCCGCGAAACGCGCGGAAGCCCAGGACACGCCGGGGAGAGGGGACAUGCUUCCCCGCUUUGAGGCGGCGUUGCAAAAGGCGAAGAAGGACAUCGGCGAGCUGCAGGCCAACAGACCCUUGGCAUUGGCGGUGGGCCACCUGAAGAUGUCCCAGCUUGACCAGAAUGGGGUCCGCGUUGUCGAGGAGCAGGCCGACAGGCUAGUCGACGGCGGCGUAGUCGUGUUAGAGAAGCUGCACCUCAAGAUGAGUACGCGACUCGAAACUCUUACGGAGGUGUACGAGCACCAAACGGGCCUAGUGAAGGGGAUGGCGAAGGAGAUCGCGCGCCUGAGGAACGGGCAGGAGGACAAAGCGGAAUGGGCGGAGGAGAUCAACGGCCUGGCCGACGAGCAGAGGGUGAGGUCGGCCGGUGUCCUCGCGGUCGCGCAGGCGACAAGGCCGAACGUCUCGCCCGCCGAGCGCGCCUUCAUGUCGGAGAUGAAGGAAAUGGAGAACUACACCGACCGACAGCAGGUGAUGAUUGAACCCGCGGCGAAGCAAGUCGAAGAGCUGUGCAUGGCGGAGCGGGAGGCCGAAGACUUCCUCGUGCGGGAAGCGCAGGGAUUAGGGACCGGCGGCAGGGGGGCGGGGGCGGGGUUGUCAGAGCGGGAGACGAGGGACGUUUGGAAUAUGCUCCAGGCCGACAGGGAGAGGAUCUUGAACCUCGUCCGGCGGAUGAAGACGGCCCUCGCUCGCCUCGACGAGCUCGGCGUUCGGAAAGAUGAAUAAGUUGAUGAAUAGUUGUUCUUGUGCGGGUGUUUUGUUGGUGGUGGUGUGCUUCUAUUUUGUUGCUCUUGAGCUGCGCGGAGAAGAUUUUCCCUUUGUCGCUUCUAUUUCCAUCGUGUUGUUUUCUCUAGUGAGGCAAACCAGGCUGCCGCCCUCACAGUCUCGCGAACGUGCUGUCGGUGAUUUUCUUCGCUACUCUCUUGGUUCUCUCGGGGUCUCUUGUAAGACACGGCAUCGGCAUUGUAACACGUGCCAUCGUAGGAGGCAACAGCAUCGGCUCCCCUGGAAGACGUGACUUUAGCGUGUUCCACCGGGGAGCUGCGAUCGGGCGAGGUGGUGACUACAUAAUUCUCCUGCUGUGAUUUUCGUGUGUGCGGCUUUGCUGGUGGUUCAAUAGAGAGGUUGAUAUCUUAAUGGUUGAUUUCCGGACUGAUAUUCCUUGCCGAUAUCAAUCGGAGGCUGAUGUUGCGUUGGUGAACCUUCGUGGUUAUGGCACCACCCUUGUUGCGCCACCCUGUAAAAUUUUUCACGCCCUGUACAAAUAUCAAAUGUAA